Messenger RNA from Aegilops tauschii subsp. strangulata, 835 nucleotides. RefSeq lists its product as uncharacterized. NCBI's taxonomy places the organism in Eukaryota, Viridiplantae, Streptophyta, Magnoliopsida, Poales, Poaceae. The record is from RefSeq and is a predicted model, not a curated record.
GCUCCCAUCCGCGGUGGUAGUAUAAAUCCGCGAAUCCGCCACCACCUUUCUGCGCCACCGAUCCUUUAGCCACGACGGCACCUGACCUGAUCGAUCCAUCGAAAGACCACCUCGCCCACACACAGACAUGGACAUGGAGAUGGAGAGGAUGAUGGGGUGCCAGAUCCCGGCGUUCGGGGUGUGGAACUACUGCAGCGACCUGCCCAUCACGCAGUACUUUGACCUCGCCAUGCAGGCCAGGCUGCUCAAGCGCCACCGCCGCUGCUGCGACGCCGGUGGCGGUGAACGCCGCCUCGUGCUCUUCGGCGCCUCGCCAUCUCCACGCAAGCCGCCCCAGAUCAAGGUGAUAAGGAGGGAAGUCGGGGAGAAGCAGAGCGACGGCGGCGAGCUGCUGCGGGAGCUGGACGGCGGCGUGGCAGGGAGGGCGGCUGCUGACACCGCGACCAAACGUGUGCCUGCUGCCGGGGCCGUGGACGAGGACCUCUACAAGGUGCCACGGCCGCUCGUGUACCAAAAACCUCGAAAGAUGAGGAAGGUGAUCUGGAGCUUGUGGAUUGGGUGCCUGGGGCUUGACUGCAUCGCCUAACAAAACUGGAAGCGGCUUAUCAUCUUCAAGCUUCAUCAUCAGAAUAAUAAUAGUGUACCAUGAAGGCGUUACCUGUUCGAUUUGGCUGUACUUCUCUGUUCGCCCCUAAUUGUCAGGCUCUACAACUAGCUUCCACUUUUCAACCGAGUCUCCUAUAUAUAACUUUUUAGAAGUUUUCAGUAACACUGUACUAUCUGUAACUUGUGUGUGUAUUACUACCAAAAGAGCAUGUCCUGCAUUUUGAUCUCA